Molecule: messenger RNA, 1200 nt
Organism: Cyphellophora attinorum
Lineage: Eukaryota; Fungi; Ascomycota; Eurotiomycetes; Chaetothyriales; Cyphellophoraceae
Exons: 4
Coding region: 1-1200 (399 amino acids)
Source: RefSeq, a predicted model, not a curated record
AUGGAUCAAAGGCUGAUUGAACUCAUGGAUCGAGAGAAGCCACAUCAUGUACAGCAGAGGUCGGCUCCCUGUGGCUCGACGGUCCAUGUUGACGAGCAACCACACCAUGAAGGUCCACCAGCGUCACAAGUCCUACUGCGAGCCAACAAAGACAUGAGCAUCGAAGCAAUGUUGCAGUGGGCCGUAUUCCAGCCAUACCUGGGACCUAAAUCAUCAGAAUCCGGUAUCAGAGGUCACCGUGAUACAUUUGGUAUCAUUGAAGAAGACUUUUCUCAGCUCCUGUGGCAUGAUAAGAUCAAUCUGCAACAGGGAGAGAUCAACGAUCUGGUCGAAAGCUUUAUCUCGGAGAUCCUACCCUCGAAUCCUAUCCUGGAUCCGGUCAAUCUACGACUACAAGCUCAUGAUCUGAUCACCUUCAACUCCGUACUACUUUAUAACGGUCAGAGUUGUCUUCUGCUUGUCAUUCUCGCACUCGGAAGCAUUGCUCGUCGCGACAAUAGCCGCAGGCAUGAACUAAGCGUUGAUAUUCCACGAGAGCAUCCUUUCUUUCUCGAGGCUGAGCGGUACUUCCGAGCAUCACAGCUUCGAUUGCCUUCGCUGUUACGGGAGAGUGACUUGCUCGCAGCGCAAUGCAUGUUCUUUACUGCCGUAUAUCUCAGUUUCACGAUGCGCAUAGUCGCCGCUUGGAAAGCCUUUGCCCAAGCCGGGACCCAUUGCCUGGCACAUCUGUCAUCACGCGGCAUCAUUGAUCAAACAGUUGACCUGGCACGGUCUCCGGACUCCAUAACGACGGACUUCUUCGAACAGCGAGUCCGAGAUGACAGUCUGUACUGGGUAAUUUUGAAAGGGGAGGCGGAGCUGUGCAUUGAGCUCGGCAUGGCGGGCUCUGCACUGCAGGAAAGCCCCUAUCCGCACACCUUUCCGAAUCCACCUCACUUGGCAGACAUGAUGGCGAAUGAGUGGCCCCAGACUUUGCGUGAAGCCACCGACCGGAACUACCUCAUGACCGGGUGGUUCUAUUACCUUGGCGAAAUCGCACUCAAACGACUCCAGAAUCGUGUUCUAGAUGCAAGACACGGAGGUUCCUCGGUUGAUCGGCUGACCCCAGCGAGGUGGGAAGAGAUCGCUUCCGACCUGCUGACUCAACUGGACGACUGGUACGCGCACACUCCACCACUAUCUGGCCCCAAACUAACUUAG